Charadrius vociferus (killdeer) is the source of this 2775-nucleotide messenger RNA. It is a transcript of the gene IFIH1, whose product is annotated as interferon induced with helicase C domain 1. Gene Ontology annotation, biological process: positive regulation of interferon-beta production; response to virus; innate immune response. The record is from RefSeq and is a predicted model, not a curated record. Gene Ontology annotation, molecular function: ATP binding; hydrolase activity; zinc ion binding. The transcript is spliced from 16 exons. Lineage: Eukaryota; Metazoa; Chordata; Aves; Charadriiformes; Charadriidae. Gene Ontology annotation, cellular component: cytoplasm.
GACGGGGGCUGCAGCCUGGCUGCCUGCUACGUGAACCCCAGCCUCAACCAGCUGCCCUCGCCGGCCGAGGAGGCUGACCAUGACCUCUGUAUGCACUUGGUGCAGCUGCUCCACAGCACGCUGGUGGAUAAAAUGCAGACCAUGCAGGUGGCUGAGAAGUGCCUGCAGAUGGGCAUCUUCCAGGACGACGACCUGGAUCGGAUCCACACUGUUACUGACAAUCACGGGAACAGAGAUGGUGCAAGGGAGCUAUUGAGCAGAAUAGUGCAGAAGAAAGACUGGUUCUCUCCUUUUUUGAGUGCUUUGCGUGAAACCCAACAUGGAGACCUUGCAGAUGAAUUAAGCGGAAAUACAGGAGGUAAUUAGAAUAGAGAAAAUGGAAUGAAGAACAGUACAAGUGAAGAAACAGAAGUUACAAGCCAACCAGGAUACACCGUAGUGAAGGAUUUGAAACAAGAAGAUGCGAAUGAUAGUUUCAGCAGUGAGAACAGUGUACUGGAAACAUCUAUUGGAAAGAAUCCUGGAGUUUCAGAGUCAGAUGUCUCCAUAGGAGAUGGAAGUGUUGAUAACUUGAAUGAAAACCUGGGACAGGGCUGCACAACCAGUGAUUCAGAUGAAGAUGAACUGGAAAGCAGAGCUUCACCUGAGCCAGAUCUGAUCCUGAGAGAUUACCAGAUGGAAGUUGCAAAGCCAGCACUGAAUGGGGAGAAUAUCAUAAUAUGUCUGCCUACAGGCAGUGGUAAAACCAGAGUGGCUGUUUACAUUACCAAAGAUCACUUGGAUAAGAAGAAAAGAGCAUCAGAGCUUGGAAAAGUUAUAGUACUUGUUAAUAAGGUACCAUUGGUAGAACAGCAUUUACGAAAGGAGUUUAAUCCAUUCCUGAAGCGUUGGUAUCAGGUUAUUGGUUUAAGUGGUGAUUCUCGGCUGAAAAUCUCAUUUCCUGAAGUUGUCAGAAGAAAUGAUGUCAUCAUCAGUACAGCACAGAUCCUUGAGAAUUCACUGCUAAAUGCAGCCGAAGAAGAUGAAGAAGGUGUCCACUUAUCAGAUUUUUCACUCAUCAUUAUCGAUGAGUGUCAUCACACCCAAAAGGAAGGUGUCUACAACAAUAUAAUGCAACGUUACUUAAAAGAAAAGAGGAAGAACAGGAAGCUGGCAAAAGAAAACAAACCACUGAUCCCACAGCCUCAGAUUCUGGGACUUACAGCCUCACCUGGUGUAGGAGGUGCAAGAUCCAACUCAAAAGCUGAAGAACAUAUUCUGAAAAUCUGUGCCAAUCUUGAUGCACGUAGAAUCAUGACUGUUGAAGAGCAUGCCUCCCAAUUGAAGAAUCAAGUGAAGGAACCGUAUAAGAAGACUGUGAUUGCAGAUGACAAAAGAAGGGAUCCAUUUAGAGAGAAAAUUACUGAGAUCAUGAGAGACAUUCAAAACUAUUGCCAACUCUAUCCAAAAUCUGAGUUUGGAACUCAGCCAUAUGAACAGUGGGUGAUUAGAGAAGAGAAAAAAGCUGCAAAAGAAGAAAAACGUAAGGAACGUGUCUGUGCAGAACAUUUGAAAAAAUACAAUGAUGCUCUCCAGAUAAAUGACACCAUUCGAACAGUGGAUGCAUACAAUCACCUAAAUAACUUUUAUAAGGAGGAGAAAAGUAAGAAGACAGUAAGGAGCGACGAUGAUGAUGAUGAUGAACCAGCAGUAUCAAAACAGGAUGAAACAGAUGAAUUUCUAAUAGGUUUAUUUCAUGCAAAAAAGAAACAGCUCAAAGACUUGGCUAGAAAGCCAGAAUUUGAAAAUGAGAAGCUAAUACAGUUGCGAAACACUUUAAUGGAGGAGUUCACGAAGACUGAAGAACCUAGAGGAAUCAUUUUCACAAAGACUCGGCUAAGUGCCUUUGCUCUAUUCCAGUGGAUUAAGGAUAACCCAAAAUUUGAAGAAGUGGGAAUUAAGGCCCAUUAUCUUAUUGGUGCUGGACAUAACAGUGAAAUUAAACCCAUGACUCAGAAUGAGCAAAGGGAAGUCAUUGAAAAAUUCCGAGGUGGAAGUGUAAAUUUACUUAUUGCUACUACUGUAGCCGAGGAAGGCCUAGACAUCAAAGAGUGUAACAUCGUUAUUCGCUAUGGCCUCGUCACCAAUGAAAUUGCUAUGGUUCAGGCUCGUGGUCGAGCUCGAGCUGAUGAGAGCACCUAUGCACUUGUGGCUUCGAGUGUCUCAGGAGCUGUUGAACGUGAAGAUGUUAAUAUUUUCCGUGAGAAAAUGAUGUAUAAGGCCAUUCAGCGUGUCCAGAACAUGCCGCAGGAAGAGUAUUUAAAGAAGAUUCAGAAUUUGCAGUUGCAAAGCAUAGUGGAAAAACAAAUGAAGGCAAAGAGAGAUCAGCACAAAACAUACAAAAAAAAUCCUUCACUAGUAAAAUUCCUAUGCAAAAAUUGCCACAAGCUGGUAUGUUCUGGAGAAGACAUACAAGUUAUUGAAGACAUGCAUCAUGUCAGUGUGAAAAAAGACUUCCAAACUCUUUACAAUACAAGAGAAAAUAAGACACUGCAAGAUAAGCAUGCUGAUUACCAGGCAAAUGGGGAAAUUAUAUGUAAAGAUUGCGGACAAGCUUGGGGAAAUAUGAUGGUUCACCGAGGUCUUGACCUGCCUUGUCUAAAGAUUAGAAAUUUUGUGGUUGUGUUUGAAGACAAGAAAACAACGAAGCAAAUUUUCAAGAAAUGGGGAGAACUGCCCGUCAAGUUUCCUAGUUUAGAUUAUGCGGCUCAUUGUCCUUCAAGUGAUGAAGAUUAA